This is a messenger RNA of Geosmithia morbida, 1536 nucleotides long. RefSeq names its product homoserine O-acetyltransferase/O-succinyltransferase. Gene Ontology annotation, biological process: L-homoserine metabolic process. The record is from RefSeq and is a predicted model, not a curated record. Gene Ontology annotation, molecular function: homoserine O-acetyltransferase activity. The transcript is spliced from 3 exons. NCBI's taxonomy places the organism in Eukaryota, Fungi, Ascomycota, Sordariomycetes, Hypocreales, Bionectriaceae. Bases 1 to 1536 code for a protein of 511 amino acids.
AUGGCCUCAGAAACGGCCGCGAAUGGCGUCUAUAGAUACGAAAGGACUCAAUCGCAACCCGAGAACCCGUACGCUGCUCUCAUUCCCGAGCAGCAAAUUGCCAUCAUCCCCGACUUCACCCUCGAGUCCGGCGUGGUCCUGUACAAUGUUCCCGUGGCCUACACGACGCGGGGCCAGCUGUCGGCCUCGGGUGACAACGCCAUGGUCAUCUGCCACGCUCUCACUGGUAGCGCCGACGUGAGCGACUGGUGGGGUCCUCUGCUAGGCGGGCCCGGCAAGGUCUUUGAUGAGACGCGCUUCUUCAUCGUCUGCAUGAACAGCCUGGGCAGCCCCUACGGCACCGCCAGUCCCGUCACGGCCAAGGACGGUGACCCUUCUAAGGGGAACUACGGUCCCGAGUUUCCCCUCACCACCAUCCGAGAUGAUGUCAACCUUCACAAACUACUCCUCGACGACCUGGGCGUCAAACAAAUCGCAGCCGUGGUCGGCGGCUCCCUAGGCGGCAUGUUCGUCCUGGAAUGGGCCUAUCUGGGCAAGGAGUACGUGCGCAGCAUCGUGCCCAUCGCCACGUCUAGCCGCCACAGCGCCUGGGGCAUCAGCUGGGGCGAGGCCCAGCGUCAGAGUAUAUACGCCGAUCCCAAGUACGACGACGGGUACUACACCUUUGACGACCCGCCGACAACGGGGCUGGGCGCCGCCCGCAUGUCCGCCCUCCUGACGUACCGCAGCCGCAACUCCUUCGAGUCCCGCUUCGGCCGCAACACGCCCGACCCGGCCAAGGUCCAGACCAUAAGCGGCCGGCCCCGUCCCUCCCCCUCCACGCCAUCCGAGGCCCACUUCAACAUCCACAACGACGGUCACCACGUCAAGCGGUCCUCCACGUCCCGCUCCAGCAGCGCCGCCAGCCUCCCAGCCACCUCGGCGGCCGCCGCCGCUGCGACAGCUGCAGCUCUGGCCGAGCAGUCCUCCGACCCUCAAUUCCACGGCCCCCCCCAGCAGAAGAAGGGUGCUGCUGCUGCUGCUGCUGUCAGCGCCGCCGGCGGUGGCAGCCUCACCGGAGGCGAAUCCCUCCCCACGUCGACCUACUUCUCCGCCCAGUCGUACCUCCGCUACCAGGGCACCAAGUUCGUCAAGCGCUUCGACAGCAACUGCUACAUCGCCAUGACCCGCAAGCUGGACACCCACGACGUGUCGCGCAACCGCGCGUCCACCGUCGCCGACGCCCUCGGCAUGAUCGAACAGCCCACCCUCGUCCUGGGCAUAGAAUCCGACGGGCUCUUCACCUUUGCCGAGCAGCAGGAGAUUGCCGAGCACGUCAAGGGCGCCAGGCUCGAGCGCAUCGACAGCCCCGAGGGCCACGACGCCUUCCUCCUCCAGUUCGAGCAGGUCAACCGCUACGUCCUCGCCUUCCUAAAGGACGUCCUCCCCGAUAUCAUGGGUAAGGGCGCCCAGGCCCCCGAGGCCGUCCCCGUCGGCAAGAUUACAAAGUCGAGCGCCUUUGGCGAGGCAGAGGUUGAGGAUAUCACGGCUUGGUAG